Dipodomys ordii (Ord's kangaroo rat) is the source of this 4004-nucleotide messenger RNA. RefSeq names its product PDLIM1 interacting kinase 1 like (gene Pdik1l). Gene Ontology annotation, molecular function: ATP binding; protein kinase activity. The record is from RefSeq and is a predicted model, not a curated record. Gene Ontology annotation, biological process: protein phosphorylation. Bases 173 to 1198 code for a protein of 341 amino acids. NCBI's taxonomy places the organism in Eukaryota, Metazoa, Chordata, Mammalia, Rodentia, Heteromyidae. The transcript has 3 exons.
GAACCGGAGGUGGUGGGACAGGCGAAGAGGCUGUGACCGGAGUACUUGGCAAUAAAUACACGGUAGCUGGCGUUGCACGUCUAGCAGGACAGGUUGCUGCUCUGAUUUUGUAGCAGGAAGUCAGACACUAGGAAGCACUGUAGGAAUUUGAAGGGAAACGUCGACCUUGAAGAUGGUGAGUAGCCAGCCAAAGUACGAUCUAAUACGGGAGGUAGGCCGAGGUAGUUACGGUGUUGUGUAUGAAGCAGUCAUCAGAAAGACCUCUGCCCGGGUGGCAGUAAAGAAAAUCCGAUGCCACGCCCCUGAAAACGUUGAACUGGCCCUUCGAGAGUUCUGGGCACUAAGUAGUAUCAAGAGCCAGCAUCCAAACGUGAUUCACUUGGAGGAGUGCGUCCUGCAGAAAGACGGAAUGGUACAAAAGAUGUCCCAUGGCUCUAAUUCUUCCCUUUACUUACAGCUUGUAGAGACUUCAUUAAAAGGAGAAAUUGCCUUUGAUCCCAGAAGCGCCUAUUAUUUGUGGUUUGUGAUGGAUUUUUGUGAUGGAGGAGACAUGAACGAGUAUCUGUUGUCCAGGAAACCCAAUCGUAAAACUAACACUAGCUUCAUGCUUCAACUGAGCAGUGCUCUGGCUUUCUUGCAUAAAAACCAAAUCAUCCACCGAGACCUGAAGCCUGAUAACAUCCUGAUUUCCCAAAGCAGGUUGGAUACCAGUGACUUGGAACCUACACUGAAAGUGGCUGAUUUUGGCCUAAGUAAGGUUUGUUCAGCGUCUGGACAGAACCCAGAAGAACCUGUCAGCGUAAACAAGUGUUUCCUUUCCACAGCAUGUGGGACAGAUUUCUACAUGGCUCCAGAAGUAUGGGAAGGACACUACACAGCAAAAGCUGACAUCUUUGCUCUGGGGAUUAUCAUCUGGGCAAUGCUGGAAAGGAUCACAUUCAUAGACACAGAGACAAAGAAAGAACUCUUGGGGAGUUAUGUAAAACAAGGAACCGAAAUUGUGCCUGUUGGAGAGGCACUUCUGGAAAAUCCCAAAAUGGAACUUCUCAUUCCUGUGAAGAAAAAAACUAUGAAUGGGCGAAUGAAACAACUGAUUAAGGAAAUGCUGGCUGCAAACCCUCAGGAUCGUCCAGAUGCUUUUGAGCUAGAACUCAGAUUAGUACAGAUUGCAUUUAAAGAUAGUAGCUGGGAAACGUGACAUCGUAUUUGCAAAUGUCUUGGAUGAAAUGCUGCUUCUGAUUUAAGUGAUGCAACAUUAUAUGGCAACAAGAACACAAAAAGCUAAACUCCACCUUCUUAGGGUUUAGACUUUUUGUGAGGUAGUUUUUUGGGGUUUUUUUCCCCCCUCAUUUUCCUUAAUCCAAGCAGGCCAUCAGUGUGUUUUGAAUGUGUAUUACCAACGUGGAUGUCUCUCUCUUUUUUUUUUUUUAAUGACCAUUAGAAAUUUGGCAGGAAAAUUCUCUUAAGAGCCAAGAAGAGAAGAGUCCAGGUUUCUGGAACUAUGUCUCUUUUAAGUAUUUUAGACAUUCCUUGUCAGUAUUAGGCAUUUCCAUGGAAGAAGAGGUUUGCGUGCUGGUAAUGCAACCUUUGAAGCUUUGUAAAGGAAACAUAUAUGUAUAUAUUUAUGUAUAUGUGAGUAUGUGAAUGUGUGCAUUUUGCAUUCCAUAUGAAGAAAAUGCCACUUCAGUUUAAGUUAUUUGAUACAGGUUGGGGUUUGGGGGAUUUGCUGGUCUAAUCAGUGGUGAAAAAAAUAAACAAAGCUUCCUUCCCUGCCCUUCCUUCUAAGGAAAGCAUACUAAGGUUUUGGGUUUGGUUUGGUUUGUAAUACUAUAUAGUUUUCUUCAAAGACAUCAUUUUGGAGGGUCUAAAAUUACUGGUUAAACUUAAUUGAAGUUAAGCAAUUCAGAGCUGCCAGAUCAUGUUUGAGUUCUCCAGUGCCCUAUAGCGUUGAAUUAGUCAUGGGUUCAUAUGGUAGCAGGUUAGCAAGGGUGUUGAUGGUUCGUUCAUACCUUCUUUAGGUAACUGGAUGUUCAUUUAAUUAAACCACUGUGCUAGGACAUGUUUGUACUUGAACAUUUACAGUCUGAUAUAAAUCUGAACAUAAGAUUCUUCUGUUUCUGAAAACAUUGCUAUAAAUGAGCUAUAAUACUUGAUAUAUUAAUUUUUGGUUUUAGGGCUUUGUCUUAGCCCCAGCAUAAAGCAGAAGAAACCAAAUGAGCUCUACCUUCAUUGCCUACCUUGGUAUGGUCUUUCAGAUCCUAGAAUUCCUUUUGUUUUGGCACUGAUGAAUGCUCUUUUUCUGUCUCACUUGAGACAGUGAUAAUAGUUGUCUUAAAUACUGGUCACUUUUUUCUAAAGUUGAGAUGACACAUAUGCAGUUUAGCAAACGAUAAAAUACUGUGGCAUCAACUACUUUUUAAGUACACAAGUUACUGAUUCUAUAUAGUCACUUGCUAUGGUCUGUGUCAGAAACCAGGAGACCAUUAUUCCUCUUAAAAUUCAUUUUUACUGUAUGAUUGUCUCCAAUUUGUCUUCCUGUAAUUGCAGGUUAAAAAUCUAAGGAAAGAGUACUUUCCAAAACCAGAUUACUAGCCUGUAAUAGUAAACAGAUUUUACAUUGUAUUUGUUAAUCUUUAUAAAGCACUAUUUUUUUUUCUUCAGUGAUUGGGAUUUACCCAGAACUUUGCACAUGUGAGACAAAUACUCUUUUUUUUUUUUUUUUUUGGUCAGUCGUGGGGCUUGAACUCCGGGCCUGGGCACUAUCCCUGAGCUCUUCAGCUCAAGACAAAUAUUCUGUAACACUGAGCUAUAUACACCCCAGCCCACUAGGAUCUUCAUUAAAUAUUACAAUCUAAAAACCAAACCCAGUAGUAUUAGCAUACUGAAUAUUAUUGAUAGUUUGCAUAGUCUCCUUAGCUUUUUUGAAUUUCCAUAACUUUUAUGAUAUUACUAUCAUCAUCUCCCCCCAUUUAAAAAUGUGUUCAAAGAGCUGGAGAUGUAGCUCAGUUAUAGUGUGCUUGCUUAUCAUGCACAAAUUUUUGGUUUGAUCCCCAACACUGAAAAAAAAAAAAAGUGAAAUGGUGAGGUGAUAAUCAAAGGUAAAACAUCACAAAAAUCCAAGUAUGUACAUUUCUAAACUAUAUUAAUACAGAAAUUUUAAAUUUGGAUUAAGAUUUUAUUGAAUUUAAGCCUCUUACAAUACUUUCAAAGUAUUAAAGAUAAGAAUUCUGGACUUGUAGCUUAGCUCAAGUGGUAAGAGCUUGAAGCCUUGAGUUCAGUCCUCAGGACCACAAAAAAGAAAAACAAGUUUUUGGACAUUAGGGAUGGAAAUACACAGAAACUUCAGGUAAUUGACCCUCUGGGUCAUUUAGUUUAGCACAGAUCUGACCAAGGGUAUUUCAUUACUGGAAAUAAGAAAAAGUGUCAUUCUAAUGUCUUGUUAAUAAUGUGGCACUUGACCAGAUGGACUGAUAGGUGAAAGUAUGCCAGUGCUUAAUUUGCUCUUCAUAUAUCUUAUGUACUUGGAGUCACAGCUUUCCUUAAGUUUCUGAUAUUGCCUCCUUUAAAGGAAUGAGUAUAAUUUAUUUUUGUAUUGUUUGUGGUGCUGGGGAUCAAACCCAAGUCCUUUUAUAUGCUAUUCAAGCACAUUACACUGAGCUACAUUCCCAAGAUUGAUUAUUAAUUCAUUUUGAGAGCUUUUACCUGUGAAGUAAAAUUCUUUAAUUUUUCACAGGAAGUUUCUUCUAAAAUUGCCCCAAGUCUUUGUAUUCAGAAAUAGCCUAUAAUACCAAGCAAAAUGAUAUUAUUUAUGUAUCUUUGUUCUCUCAGUCAAAGGUAUUUUAUUAAGUACCUAGUGUGUGCUCAGCACUAAAGGUGAGUUGAUAAAAUGACACAACAAAAUGGCAUUUAGCCAUAUGCCUUUCCAUCAGGAGUAAGAAAUAAAAGAUGAUUAGCAAUAUUUGGAAAUUUUCAGAUAUUUGCUAGAGGAAAAAUGUAGUCAAGAA